CUCCUGUACAUUGUACACAUAUAUAACGCCGAUAGGCUCACGCACCGUGCCUCCCUGAUGAAUUUAGGUUCUAAAGCUUUCGACGGGCUAUAAAAUGCGCAUGUAAUACUUAUCAAGCAUACUUUAUCAUGAGACUAUAAUCCAAGGCGUGCUCGUCGACAGACACGGGAAAAUGCUGCCGUCCGGAGCUCCGCUUCAAAACCCUGCGCAGCAGGCGCAGGCGUUUGCCGCUGUGCAGCAGCUAGCUCAAGCGCAGCAGCUGGCGGCGGCGGGAAUGCAGGGCGCGGUCCCGGGCGCUGCGCCUCAGAUGCCUGCUCCCCAACCGGCUGCGGCCACGCCGCCCCCGACCGCGGCGUCGCCGGCGCCGACGCCAGCGGGUGCCGCGGCAGCUGCGGCGCCAGCCGCAGCGGGGCCAGCUGCGCCUGCCGCCGGGGCAAAGCCCGCGCAGCGCCAAAAGAAGCGCAAGUUUGGCCAGACGCAGCAGGCAGCGCCGGAGAAGAUGUCCACGGCGGUGCCCGAGUCCGCGCUGUACAACCACCUGUUGGAUCUGGACCGGGCGGUGAGCGACACCAUAGCGCGCCGCAAGGCCGACUUCAAGGAGCCCUUCCCGCCCUACAACGACCCCGUGAAGCGAGUCAUGCGCCUCACCGUGCAGGCGCACUACCAGCACCAGCCGGUGCCGCCCAAGGCGCCCAUCGUGGUCCCGCAGCCCACCGGCCUCGCGGGCCCGUCGGUGGGCAACGCCGCGAUCCUUGCCGCCGCUCAGUCCUUCAUGUUCCAGGGAGCUGCCGCCGCCGCCGCCGCCGCCGCCGGGAGCGGGAGCGGCGAUGCGGCGGCGGGGGCGAGCGGCGCCGGGGCUGCGGGCGGCGGCGCGGGGCCGAGCGGCGCUGAGCAGGCGCAGGAGCCGCCGUCGUGGACGCUCACCAUCUCGGGUGCGCUGGUGGACCCCACCGAGCACCUGGUCAAGGCGGCGCUCACGGCGGCGGCGGCGGCGGCGGCGCGCGGCGACCCCUCGGCGGCCAUGCUCAUGCUGCAGGCCCAGAACCUGAACACGCAGCACCAGCAGCAGCAGGCCAAGGCAAAGGAGGACGGCACGGCGCGACUGGGCUACCUCACAAACAUCGUCCGCCGCAUGGAGGUGCACCUGGACCCGGAGCUGUACCCGGGCGAGCAGGGCCGCAUCGUGUGGGACAAGGCAGCACACACAGGCCUGCACCGGGAGGCGGUGGAGGUGCGGCGGCUGGGCGGCCGCAGCUGCAAGGCCACGGUGCUGGUGUGGCCCGACUACCUGCCGGAGCGCUACGUGCUGCCGCCGCUGCUGGCCGAGGUGCUGGGCAUGGUGCACGGGCACGAGACGCGCAGCCGCGUGAUGGUGGCGCUGUACGGCUUCAUCAAGAGCCGCAAGCUGCAGGACCCCGGCAACCCCAUCAACAUACACCUCACCGACCAGCUGGCGCAGGUGUUUGGAUGCCGCACACUCAAGCUGAACGAGCUGCGGGACAGGCUGGUGGCGCUGCUGACGCCCGUGCCGCCCGUCAAGUUCGAGUACCACAUCAACCUAGACAACCUCACCAAAUCCUUCGCCGGUCACGCCGCCGCGGCGGCGGCAGAGCCGGCCGCCGUCGCCGCCGCCGCCGCGGCGGCGGGCGCCGCCACUCCUGCUGUGGGCGUGGGGUCGGGUGGCGGCGGCGGUCUGAGCGGCUGUCUGGACAUGGAGGUGGUGGAUGUGGACUUCUUCACGCCCUCGCUGCUGCCGCACCAGAUGGCGGCGGUGCUGCAGAGCUACUACAAGGACAAGGAGAUCGAGGCCAUGGACGCCAAGCUGGCCGGACUCAUCCGCCGCCUGAACGAGGCGCGCCGCCGCCGAGCCAUACUGCUGGGCUUCGCACACGCGCCCAUCGACAUGACGCACGCGCUGCUGGCGGCGCAGGCUCGCGAGCUGCGCAUGGGCAAGCAGGGCAGCGGGCGUGACUACGAGGUGGAACGGCGCACCGAGGUGUUCCGGCAGCGCUGGGUGGAGGACGCGGUGAUGAGCUACCUGCACAAGCGCAUGGGGCGGCCGCUGGACACCAACGGGGCGGCGGGGGGCGUGCUGGAGUGAGGGGGAGGGGAGGUGGGAAGGGUGGCGGCGCGGGUGGGUGGGUGUAUGGCGGGGUGAGGCCGUAGGGUGAGGCGGUGAUGCAGGAAGGUUGCUGCUAUGAUGGUGGAAGUGAUGUUGGCAUGUAGGGCGGGUUGAGGUGCAGGUGAAGGUGCGGAGGAGGGGCGCCAUGACUUGCGUGCAUGAGCUGCGGCCGCCGGCCGGGGUGCAUCGGUGGUUGGUAGGGUUGGUGCGCCCAUUCCGAAACCAUCGGCGAUUUCGGCUAACGUACUUGCAUUAAAAUUUGCG
Molecule: messenger RNA, 2386 nt
Organism: Chlamydomonas reinhardtii
Lineage: Eukaryota; Viridiplantae; Chlorophyta; Chlorophyceae; Chlamydomonadales; Chlamydomonadaceae
Exons: 13
Coding region: 173-2101 (642 amino acids)
Biological process (GO): regulation of transcription by RNA polymerase II
Cellular component (GO): nucleus; SWI/SNF complex
Source: RefSeq, a predicted model, not a curated record